AUGCAUGAAACCCUGAACUCGAUUGGCAAGAAUGUCCAUACUAUCAAAGCCUCCAUUUUUGACUAUGACUUGAUCAUCACCAGGGAUCCUGAGAAUGUCAAGGCCAUGUUCGCAGUUCAGUCUCAAGACUUCGACAUUGGCCUACACCGUGAGAAGUGCUUCAAGUCACUGCUCGGUUCAGGCGUGAUGACCAAUCGACAGGAGAAAUGGAAGCACUCUCGCAGCAUGAUCAGGCCGCAGUUCGCCAGAGAUAACGUCGCAGAUGUGGAUCUCUUCCAGAGACAUCUUGAAGAUUUGUUGGCCAAAAUCCCCAUGUCGGAGGACAGCUGGACCUGCAAGGUCGAUCUGUCGCCCAUGUUCUUCAAUUUCACCCUGGACACGGCCACUGAAUUCCUUGUGGGUCAGUCAGUUCAUGUGCAGAAUCCUGCAAAGAAUCCUUUGAGAUGGGACUUUGGUGCGCCUGAUUUGGCCAGCUUUGGCCAUCACCUUGAUGAAGCCAAACGUAUCAUCGACCGACGAGGAGCAAUGGCCAAGUACGGAUGGUUGGUCCGAGACAAGUCUUUCCCGGAGCACUGCAAAGCCGUCCAGACUGUCAUUGACUACUUUGUGAAGCAGAAGCUGGAUUCCUGCUUGGAUGACGAGAAAGUUGUCGAAACUCCCAGCGGGAAACCCAGAUUCGUUCUCCUUGACGAGCUGGCGAAAGAAUGCACUGAUCCGGUGGAGCUGCGCUGCGAACUCCUGAACGUGUUGCAUGCUUCCAGAGACACAACUGCAUCUCUGCUCGGCUGGUCCUUCUAUUUCCUUGCCCGGUAUCCAGAAGUAUUCGCGAGACUGCGAAGAGAAAUCUUGGACAACUUCACGGAUAGCCCGACGUCGGAGAUUACAGACACCGACUUUCGAGCUUGCCAUUACUUGCAAUAUGUUCUCAAUGAGACGAUCCGCUUUGUGGGCAUUGUGCCCAUGAACGAGCGGGCCGCUGUGCGUGACACAACAUUGCCUCGUGGUGGUGGCUUCGAUGGACAGAGCCCUGUAUUCGUGCCGAAGGGCACUCAAGUUCUCAUUCCGACUUACUCGAUGCAACACCGUGAGGACAUCUGGGGUCCGGACGUCGAGGAAUUCAAGCCUGAAAGAUGGCAAGGUCGCAAGUUUGGGUGGGAUUUCAUACCAUUUGGCGGAGGUACGCGUCAAUGCCUGGGGCAACAAUUCGCACGGACGGAAGCCAUGUAUGUCAUUGCGAGGAUGCUCCAGAUCUUCGACAAAAUUGAAAACAUGGAAGGCCCGGGACCGAUCAAGAUGCACCAUACCAUUGAGAAUCGAAGUGGUUCUGGGGUUCAGGUCCGCCUUCAUCUCGCGUCGCCGGCAUUUGGAUACUGCCAGAAACAACAUGACCUCAAGUUGAGCGAUGAAUGUGACAUGGGCCUGGGGGCAGACAGAGCGGAACAGGUUGCGUGA
Messenger RNA from Exophiala xenobiotica, 1452 nucleotides. RefSeq lists its product as uncharacterized. The record is from RefSeq and is a predicted model, not a curated record. Gene Ontology annotation, molecular function: oxidoreductase activity, acting on paired donors, with incorporation or reduction of molecular oxygen; monooxygenase activity; heme binding. The transcript is spliced from 2 exons. NCBI's taxonomy places the organism in Eukaryota, Fungi, Ascomycota, Eurotiomycetes, Chaetothyriales, Herpotrichiellaceae. The coding region runs from base 1 to 1452 and encodes 483 amino acids.